UGAUAUAAGCUUAAACUUUGCUUAAAAUUUAUCGAGGAAGCCGCCUUCUGAAUUUGUCGUCUUGACAAGAUUAUUGGAGUAAUAUUUUUAAUAAAGACUUGAAGUAAUUUGAGCUCCAAACUAAAUUCAUUGACAAACUGGUUUGAAAUGAAAUAUUAGAUUCUGCAAAAACUUUCGGUACAUUUGCUGGAAUUCUUUUUCAAGUAAAAAUUAAAGUUUGCAGGGAAUAACACUGGGCAAUGUUGAUGAAUUUGCAUUGGAUUAUUAUGCUGUCUUAGUGACAAAGAAACAAUGGGGUUUAUUACCACAUUCAAUAUUUAUAUUCUUCUGAUAUUUUUCACUGCAAAUUUGGUAUUAUUGAGAUCCGUGAGAAAGAGAAGUUGUUGUAUUCAGAAUUGUUGAGGGGUUUUAGAUUUGGGUUCGUUGCUGUGAACGGUAAUUUUCGGAGAAGAUCUUUCUGGGGUUUAAAAUGCAGAAGGAUAGGGAAGGCAGUGCGGGUCCUGUAUCAUCGCCCUCGGCUCGGGUUCGCCACAGACGACAGCGAACUAGUGAGGUAGCAGAGUCUCCCAGAGCAAAUGGAACCCAUUUGCUGGUGGAUGAUCGGAACAAGUACAAAUCUAUGCGAACUCGUAUCUGGUCUUCUGUCUGGAUGAUUGGAGGAUUUAUUCUUAUUCUCUAUAUGGGCCAUUUAUACAUUUGGGCAAUGAUUGUUGUUAUUCAAAUUGUUAUGGCAAAGGAGCUUUUUAAUUUGCUUAGGACUACCCAUGAGGAGAGAGAUCUUCCAGGCUUUAGACUGCUGAACUGGCACUUCUUUUUCACAGCAAUGGUUUAUGUGUAUGGACGGUUUCUCAGCAGGCAACUUGUCAACAGUGUAUCUUCAGAUAAAUUUCUCUCACAAAUUUUCAGUAACCUUAUCAAGUAUCACAUGCUCACAUGCUAUUUCAUGUACAUAGCAGGUUUUGUCUGGUUUAUUUUAACCUUGAAGAGCAAAAUGUACAAGUAUCAGUUUGGACAAUAUGCAUGGACACACAUGAUUCUCUUUGUGGUGUUUGCCCAGUCAUCUUUUACUGUAGGAAACAUCUUUGAAGGCAUUUUCUGGUUUCUAUUGCCAGCUUCACUGAUUGUCAUCAAUGACAUUGCAGCUUACUUUUUUGGGUUUUUCUUUGGACGAACACCUUUAAUUAAACUUUCUCCAAAGAAGACUUGGGAGGGAUUCAUUGGAGCAUCUGUGACAACUAUAAUUUCUGCUUUUCUGCUGGCAAAUUUACUGGGACGUUUUCAGUGGUUGACUUGCCCACGCAAGGAUUUGUCGACUGGUUGGUUAUCAUGUGAUCCUGGUCCCAUGUUCAAGCCAAAGCUCUACUCCUUUGAAAGUUGGUUACCAUUGUGGGUAAUGGAUUAUUAUUUUCCAUGGAAGGAAGUGACGGUUCUACCAGUACAAAAGCAUGCAUUGGUAUUUGGUUUGUUUGCAUCAAGUAUUGCACCUUUUGGAGGUUUCUUUGCCAGUGGUUUCAAACGAGCAUUCAAAAUUAAGGAUUUUGGGGAUAGUAUUCCUGGUCAUGGUGGCAUUACCGAUCGGAUGGACUGUCAGAUGGUGAUGGCUGUAUUUGCAUAUAUAUAUUAUCAAUCUGUUGUUAUUCCUCAGCAGAACUCGGUUGAGAAUAUUCUAGAUCAGAUUCUAGGAAACUUGUCUAUUGAGGAGCAGAUAAGCUUGUACAAACAGCUUGGGGAAGUAUUGUACAGGAGAGGACAAGGUGGAGUUUCUUAUUUGUAAUAUAUUCUAUCAUGUGAUUCAUGGUACGGAGUGUCUCGUGCUGGGAUCCAAGUGGCACAAAUAACACAAGUCAUUGCAUCACGAUCAAAUAAUAAUGGCUUUCCAAUGAAAUUUUUUGUUUGCCCACUUAUUGCACAUCAUCUCCAAACGCAAAUUUUACAGUGUGUACAGUUUUUUCUUGGUGCAAAGUAUUUAGUAUAUUAUGCCUACACAAUCAGUGAUGAAGUUGCAAAGAUGCAGAUAGGACACUAGCCAAUCAGUGGCCAAUGCGCAUUCUGGAUUUCUGCGUUUUGUAAAAGCAAUUAAUUAAGCCCAGCUGUAGAUCCGUUCUACUGUGACAAAAUUUUCAGACUCUGUACCUUAUAAUUUGUAUUUUAAUGUAUCAUUGAUGGAGAUAUUCUAUUCUAAAAAGGCAGUAAACUUGUGUCAUGUAGGUAUUCAUGAGAAAAUUGCAUGAUGCAUUUUAGUC
Molecule: messenger RNA, 2243 nt
Organism: Cryptomeria japonica (Japanese cedar)
Lineage: Eukaryota; Viridiplantae; Streptophyta; Pinopsida; Cupressales; Cupressaceae
Product: phosphatidate cytidylyltransferase 1
Exons: 11
Coding region: 470-1774 (434 amino acids)
Cellular component (GO): endoplasmic reticulum membrane
Molecular function (GO): phosphatidate cytidylyltransferase activity
Source: RefSeq, a predicted model, not a curated record